UUUUUUUUUUCUUCCUUCGUGUUCUCCGUCUUCGAAGAGUCUUGUCUUCGUGUUCUCCGCAGGACGACGGUCCGUUCCUCACCGACGAUCCCAUCCUCCGCAUCAAUCUCAUCGCCUUCUUCUGUAACUCUUCUCCGCAUCAAAGGCAUCACCUUCUUCUGUAGCGUCUUCUCCAGAAUCCCAUAUCUUCGUUCUUUUCUGAUUGCAUGGCGGCGAACAGUCAAGGGUAAGCAAAGGGGAGGGAUGAUGAGGAUUGGAUCGAUCACACCUGAAUAUGCAUUCGAUGAUGAGGAUUCGAUCGAUCUUGCGUGUUUCCAUUCCACGAAGCUGGUGUGUUUGUUCAGUGGAUGCUUGCGUUUUUGUGGAUCUUUAAGGCCUUUGUCGAGGUAAUGAUUCAUGCUUUAGUCUUGUUGGAGGCUUAAUUAGGAGCGGAUUGUUUUGUUGCCUAUUAACUGAUUUAGUCUUGUUAGAAGUUUAAUUGAUUGAGAUGUAUAUGUGAUCAACUUAAGAGCUUUGUUAUUGGAUUAACUGACUUAUGUUGAAGAAUGUAUAUGUGAUCAAGUUAAGAGCUUUGUUUAUUGAGUUGUUGCAGUGAAUGAUCUCUGUUAAUUACAUUGUUUUGAUGUAAAGAGCUCUUCAUUCUCUUUAUUAAUUCUUUUCUGUGUCUUGAUUGUUCUGUGUGAGGUGUGUUCGUGGUUGAGGGUGUUGUGGCACAGACAAAGACAUCUACUUCUUCGCAACCACAACCAGAGACUAUUAUUGAGCUUCGAUCUUCUAGAAAAUGUCUCUAUGCCUCUCCAGUUCCUCAAACCGGUGUUUCCGGCAUCCGUCACUCAACUUUCGAGUCUCUCCGUGUUGGUCGUAGUAGUCAGAGCAUAGCCUCUAACCUCCUCGCUUAUGGGAUUCCCUGAACUUCAAGAAAGACAGUGAGUUUAUGGGAAUCACGGUUCUCCUUCUUGAUGAAAAGAUUUCGUGAUUCAUGGGUUUAUUCCCGCCGAACGUGCUAAUCAUUACAUGUCAACCGGUUCCAUUGUGAAAGUCGAUUGUUUUGAGGUUGCUAGGUGCUCAAACAUGUAUAAGAUAAUUGAUAUACGUUCCUCAUUCGUUUCAUCUUACCAACUAUUAUUGAUGAAGUCAUCACGAGUGCUCCUGAGAUCAAUCUCCAAUCAUAAUUAGAUUGUUUGACAAUUUCCAAGUGAUUGCGAACACAAACCUAGAAGUACUCCCAGAUAUGGUUGGGAAAAUCAAUUCUGUCCAAGGCUCUGACCUUAGAAAAGAAACAACUCGAGUCGUUCUCCGUCUCUUCAUUGAUCUAAAUACAAAUGGCAAACAUCGAGAAACUUCAGUUCCCGGCUCUGAAAAUAACUGGCGAAAACUACGUCGGAUGGGUCACAAACGUGAAACCAUAUCUGGUGAUGAAAACGAUAACCGAAACGAUUGUAAUCGGUAACAAAUCACCGCCCGAGCAUAUAGCCGAAGCGAUAAUCUUCCUGAAGAAGCAUUUAGAUGAGAAUCUAACGCACGACUAUGCAAACGUCGAGGACCCAGCUGAACUGUGGCAAGCUUUAAAAGAAAGGUUCGAUAACCAGAGACAAGUCAACCUCCCUCACGCUCUCGAAGAGUGGAAAAACCUGAGGUUCCAAGAUUUUCAAAAGGUUGAGGAUUACAAUUCCGCUGUCCUGAGGAUAGUUUCACUUCUGAAAUAUUGUGGUAACCCUGUCUGUGAGGCAGAAAUGAUGAAUAAAACAUAUAACACUUUCCACAAACAGCUUCACUUCCUGCCCGAAAUUUACAGAAAAUGCGGGUACACAAGAUUUUCUGAAUUGAUGGUUGCGCUCAUGUUGGCUGAAAAGAACAAUGAGCUCCUGAUCAAAAACCACAAUUCCCGACCUACGGGAGCCAAAGCAUUUCCUGAAGUGAAUGCUACGGCGGUAGAAAAUUCGGAAAGGAGGAACCAGACCAACCGAGGUCAUGGUCGUCGUUUCAACAACAAACGUGGAAAAACUUACAAUCACAAAUGGAAGGGAUCUAACAAGUGGGUUAGAUCCGAGCAAGUUUCUAAGGGUAAAGAAACUCAAGGGGACACCACCCAGAAGCGUGAGACCGUGUGUUACAGAUGUGGCUGUAAAGGACAUUGGUCCCGUACAUGUCGUACUCCUCCACAUCUCUGUAAGUUAUAUCAAGAGUCCACGAAAGGCAAAGCUAAAGAAGUGAACCUCACUGAAAACUUUGAAGGGACAUCAUACCUUGAUGCCUCCGACUUCGCAAAUGAGCUGGACUAGAUUACUCCUGAAGAGAACUGAGAUGCUUAUAAUAAGACUAUUGAAUAAUUUUCAGUAUUGUCAUGUAUAAUUAUUACAUUUCCUGUUUUAAACAAAUAAUGAUGUUUUAACGUCACCUUAAUGUAUAAUUAUUGUGUGUUUCCUUAUAUGAUUAUUAUAUGAAUGAAUUUUAUGUUUUUCUUUCAUUAAUGACAAUUUCAGAAAUGGAUCGAAAUACUAAUGGAGCAAAAUCCAAGAAACGGAUUCGUGAAAUAUGUAUACCAGAUAGUGGGACAACACACACUAUCUGAGACAAAAGAGAUAUUUCUCUAAUAUAAAACCGACAAGAAUUGUUGUCAAUACAAUAUCAGGUCCUGCAGACGUGAUUGAAGGAACUGGUAAAGCAAACUUUACAUUGCCAAAUGGAACAAAAUUUUCCAUAAAUAAUGCUCUAUAUUCUCCAAGUUCUAAAAGAAAUUUGUUGAGUUUUAAAGACAUAUAUCUUCACGGAUAUGAUACUCAGUCUGCAACUGAGGAUGGAAAGAAAUACAUGUAUGUAACUUCUGAGCAAUGUGGCAGAAAACACAUAUUGAAAAAGUUUCUAAAACUUCCUUCGGGACUACAUCAUACUUAUAUCGAUGAGAUCGAAUCAAACCUUGUAGUAAAACGGAACCCAGAAGAGUUCACAUUAUGGCAUGAUCGUCUCGGCCACCCAGGCACUACAAUGAUGCGUAAAAUCAUAGAAAGUUCACAUGGCCAUUCAUUGAAAAUCCAGGAGAUUUCUCAAGGGAAAAAAUGACAUGUGUUGCAUGUUCUCUAGGAAAAUUGAUCGUAAGGCCAUCGCCAACCAAAAUCGAUAAAGAAUCACCAAAGUUCCUUGAAAGAAUUCAAGGUGAUAUAUGUGGACCUAUACACCCACCUUGUGGACCAUUCCACUAUUUUAUGGUAUUAAUUGACGCAUCUAGUAGAUGGUCACACGUUUGUCUAUUAUCAUCUCGAAAUAUGGCAUUUGCGAGAUUUCUAACUUAGAUAAUCAAACUGCGAGCACAGUUUCCUGAUUAUACUAUUAAAAGAGUUAGACUAGACAACGCUGGUGAAUUCACAUCCCAAGCAUUCAAUGACUAUUGUAUGGUAACAGGAAUUGAAGUUGAACAUUCCGUUGCUCAUGUUCAUACGCAAAAUGGUUUGGCUGAAUCUUUGAUUAAGCGUCUCCAAUUGAUUGCAAGACCAUUGAUCAUGAGAUUAAAACUUCCAACCUCUGUAUGGAGACAUGCUAUUUUGCAUGCUGAAGCACUUAUUCGGAUCAGACAGAGUGCAUACCAUAAGUAUUCCUCACUACAGUUAGCGUUUGGUCGAGAACCAAACAUUUCCCACUUUAGAAUCUUUGGUUGUGCGGUAUAUGUGCCUAUAGCACCACCACAACGUACAAAGAUGGGACCACAAAGAAGAUUGGGAAUAUAUGUUGGUUGUGAUUCCCCAUCAAUUAUACGAUAUCUCGAACCACAAACUGGUGACGUCUUUACGGCACGUUUCGCCGAUUGUCACUUUGAUGAGAAAGUAUUCCCAGUUCUAGGGGGAGAAAACAAAAAUGUAGAAAAUGAUAUCAAAUGGAGUGUACCAUCAUUACUAUAUCUUGAUCCUCCUACUAAAGAGUCUGAACUAGAAGUUCGACGAAUCAUGCAUUUACAAAGUAUAGCUAAUCAGCUACCUGAUGCAUUUGCGGAUACCAAAACGGUAACUAAAUCUCAUAUACCAGCCGCGAAUGCUCCUGCUUGUAUCAAAAUAACAAAUGAGCAAGGAAAAGCAGACGAUACACGAGAGUCUAAAACACGCUUGAAGCAUGGCAGACCUACUGGUUCUAAGAAUAGAAAUCCUAGAAAACAAAAGGAAGUCGAAAUAGAUGACACACCCAAAAUAGCGGAAAAUAUUUUGGAAGAAACAAAUAAUGAGGAUACUGACAAAGUAGAGCAUAAUGAGUCAGAAAAGAAUCAUGAGAUUUCUAUCAACUACAUCCAUAAUAAGAAGAUAUGGAAUAGAAAUGAUGUUGAUGAUGCUUUCUCAUAUAUUGUGUCAAGUGAAAUAAAUGAAGAAAUCGAUGAUCCAGAACCAAAAUCUGUUUAUGAAUGUCAAAAGAGACAUGAUUAAAAACAAUGGAAAGAUGCAAUACAAGCCGAACUUGAUUCGCUUAAUAAACGAGAAGUAUUUGGAUCUAUUGUACUCACACCUGCAGAUGUGAGACCAGUUGGGUACAAAUGGGUUUUCGUUCAAAAACGAAAUGAGAAAAAUGAGGUUACGAGAUACAAAGCUCGUCUUGUAGCUCAAAGUUUUUCUCAAAGACCUGGAAUUGAUUAUGAAGAAACGUAUUCUCCAGUUAUGGGUGCAAUCACGUUUAGAUUCCUAAUGAGUCUAGCCGCUGAUAAAAAUCUAGAGAUGCGUCUCAUGGAUGUUGUUACAGCUUAUCUAUAUGGAUCAUUAGAUACUGAUAUCUACAUGAAAGUUUCUGAUGGUUUUAAAAUGCGAGAAGCAUUAAGUUCCAAACCUAAAGAGUUAUGCCAGAAGCAUUAAGUUUCGACCACCUGAAAAAAAUGAAGAGAUACUUGGUCCGGAAGUACCAUAUCUAAGUGCAAUUGGAGCGCUGAUGUAUCUUGCAAAUUGUACACGGCCUGAUAUAUCAUUCGCUGUUAAUCUUUUGGCAAGAUUCAGCUCAUCUCCCACACGAAGACAUUGGAGUGGAAUUAAACAUAUUUUUCGUUACCUUCAAGGGACCAUUGAUUUGGGUUUGUUUUACCCCAAAGAUUCAAAAGGUCAAAUGAUUGGUUUUGCAGAUGCAGGAUAUCUUUCAGAUCCACACAAAGCCCGAUCACAAACAGGAUACGUUUUCACGAUCGGAGGCACUGCUAUAUCUUGGCGUUCUCAGAAACAAACGCUCAUGGCUACUUCUUCAAAUCAUGCUGAAAUCAUCGCACUCCAUGAAGCAAGUAGAGAAUGUGUUUGGCUAAGAUCAAUAAGCCGACACAUCCGUUCAAGCAGUGGGAUUGACGGAAAUACAGAGCCAACUAUGCUACAUGAAGAUAAUGCGGCAUGUGUUGCUCAAACAAAUGACGGAUAUAUCAAAAGUGAUAGAACGAAGCAUAUUCAUCCGAAGUUCUUCUCAUACACUCAAGAGCUCGUGAAAAAGAAAGAGAUUGAAGUAAGAUAUGUCCGAUCAUGCGACAAUGCAGCCGACCUUUUUACAAAAUCACUUCCGACUUCGGUAUUCAGAAAACAUGUCCAUAAUAUUGGAAUGCGUCAUCAGAAGGAUCUAUGACUGCUCCUUCGAGGGGGAGCUUACGUAGUUGUACUCUUUUUACCUUACUAUGGUUUUUCUCAUUGGGUUUUCCUGGAAAGGUUUUUAACUAGGCAACAAAGACGUUAAGCAAGAAGUAAUAGUGACACUGGUUUCCAAGGGGGAGUGUUAUAAACAUGAUGGAGAAACGUCAAUGUUUGCUGCACCGAAAACAUUGACAUUGUAUGAGAACGUAAAAAUAUGUGGAGCCCACCGUCACUAUGCAUGCACAGUAACUUUAUCUUUUUACUUCUAUAUAUACGAACGUUUUCGUUCGAUUGUAAUACACAUCAUCUCUUCUUCCUCUUAUAACAUAUUCUCUCUCGUUAUUAUUUUGUAUCAGUAGUAUCUCCUUCCUGCGGGUAUAAAAUUUCGCUCUUAUUUAAAAUUUUCGAUACUAUAAAAUUAUAAGUUAUUUUAUAACAUUAUUUUGAUUUAUAUCGGUUAGAGUUUUGUUUGUCAGUUUUUCCUUAUAAGAUCUGAUCAAUAGUUAUGAAUCCGUUUAGAAAAAAAAAAGAAAAGAAAAGGAAAAACAAAGGGUUUUUUGCCAAAUAACAAAAAAAAAGAGUAAUUAUAUUUUUAGUAAGAAGUUAGAGAGAGAGAGAAAGGUUUAGAAAUAAGGAGAGAUGUUUUUGGUUAGAUAGUGGAUUUGUGUUUUUUUAAUGGUUAUAGGGUGCAAAUUCUGAAAAACAAAUGUUGCAAACUUAGACAAUUGGACAAAAGAAAACAAAUUUAAAGUAGAAGCUGAAGCUGUAAUUUCCUGAGAUGUUCUGUACUAGUUCGUGAAGUCCAUGACGUAUUACAAGACGUGUGUCAAGAAAUUGAAUUGUGAAGAUAUUUACGAAAAGUUUGUCGAUUGUGUAUGUAUAUGAAGCUUGGAAAAGAAAAGAUAUUAUAUGGUUGGAGACAGAGGACAUCAAGCGGGAUGUUGAUGUUGACGUGUUGUCGUGCUCGUUGGUAUUUUCGGUGUGUGUUACAUGUUGACGUACUUGGUGAAAUACUCGGUGAUAUAUAUUUGGAGAUUUGGAAGUUGAAGUCGAGACUCAGAGGAAGUGUAGCUCAGGGUUAAGUUAUCCCGAUAAAAUCUGGACUCUAGGGGAGUUCAACUCAAGAUAGUUUGUCUUGGCGAGUUAUGAUAUAAAAGAGAUUGGUGAUUCAAGAGGGUUGUGCUUGUGCCUGUAUUACACAUUUGCGAAUUGGUUGUAAUUUGUUUUCUCAUUCUAGUGGAUUCGAAAUCUGCACGAAGUCUGAGGAAUAGGAAACGAACCAUGUUAAUAAUUUUUAUGUGUCGUUUACUUUCUACUCUAUAAUUCUCGUCUCAUCCGUAUUUACAGAAGCAAUUUCUUUUUUUGCUGAAACAAGUAUGAUACAAUAGUUUCAGAGAAAUUUUUUAGGAUGAAUCUAAAUUUUUUUUAUCACAAAUAUAGUCUGAAGGUCAAAAUGACCAAAAUGGUAUUAAAGAGGUAAAUAGACAUUCGUAUCUCUAGGGUUAACUAAUUUAAACUUAAGGUCUAGAUCUGAGGGAUAUAGUUUUAUGGUGGGGGUUUGGGGAUAGGGUUUAAAAUUGUAGAAAAUAAAUAAAUACUUAAUAUUUAAAAUAGUCUCAAAACAAAUUUUUGAAUUUCAAAAUAAAAUUUU
Messenger RNA from Brassica rapa (field mustard), 7224 nucleotides. RefSeq lists its product as uncharacterized. NCBI's taxonomy places the organism in Eukaryota, Viridiplantae, Streptophyta, Magnoliopsida, Brassicales, Brassicaceae. Gene Ontology annotation, molecular function: zinc ion binding; nucleic acid binding. The record is from RefSeq and is a predicted model, not a curated record.